AUGAACUGUACACCAAUAUAUAUUUUUCCUUUAGUGUAUUCUUCAAUCUGUGUAAAUUUGGUGCAUGUUCUCUGGCUAAUUUUGAAGUUCUUAUUGUUUAGCCCAACUGCCAACUGCGUCCGCCAGCUUGGAUUUGUUGCAUGUCGGGACACGUUCGUUGAAUUGUGGCUAUUAACGACAAACGUAGUCGUGGUAUCUAACCCACCUAUCAAACUCAAACUGCGAGAAAUCACACAACGUUGGUUUUGCUUGCAUCAGUAUAUUAUCUUGGAGCUUGAAUCUGAACCUCAACAA
Messenger RNA from Dicrocoelium dendriticum, 294 nucleotides. The record is from the annotation of a GenBank genome assembly. Lineage: Eukaryota; Metazoa; Platyhelminthes; Trematoda; Plagiorchiida; Dicrocoeliidae.